AUGCCAUCACCCAUUCCUCUGAAUUGUUUUCUUCCUUUCGAGUUUUCCCCAUCUGCUGAUUUGCGACCUUGCAGCAGCCCCUUAGUUAUCCCUGGCAAAGACAGCAAAAACUUUUUGGGAGGAACUCCUUCAGUCCGGACUCGCCGCUUGCCUCCGCGCCUGGCCUGGUGCUCCAUCGACUGGGAUCAGCUCUGCCUCCUGCAACCCCUUGGCUCCGGGGGCUUCGGUUCUGUCUACAAAGCCACCUACCAUGGUGCAACCGUGGCUGUGAAGCAGGUGAAGAAGAGCAGCAAAAACCGGCUGGCAUCACGACAGAGCUUCUGGGCUGAGCUGAACGUAGCCCGGCUACAGCACAAUAACGUGGUACGUGUGGUGGCUGCCAGCACGUGUGCCCCGGCCAGCCAGAACAGCCUGGGCACCAUCAUUAUGGAGUAUGUGGGCAACAUCACCCUGCACCAUGUCAUUUAUGGCACCAGGGAUGCGUGGAGACAGGGUGAGGAUGAUGAAGGAGGAUGUGGAAGGAAGGCCCUGAGCAUGGAAGAGACUGUGUGCUAUUCUUGUGACAUUAUGACCGGCUUAGCCUUUCUUCACUCCCAGGGCAUUGUGCACUUGGACCUGAAGCCUGCAAACAUCUUCAUCACUGAGCAGGGAGUGUGCAAGAUUGGAGACUUUGGGUGCUCCCAGAAACUGGAGGAGGGCUUUUCCCAGAGCCCCCACGUUUGCCAGCAAGGGGGCACGUACACACACCGUGCCCCUGAGCUCCUCAAGGGAGAGAGGGUCACAGCCAAAGCGGACAUCUACUCGUUUGCCAUCACCCUCUGGCAAAUUGUCAUGCGAGAGCAGCCCUACCUGGGCGAGCGGCAGUAUGUGCUCUAUGGAUAUAACUUACGCCCUUCACUGGCGGCUGCUGUUUUCCACGAGUCACCGGUGGGCCGGAGACUCCAGAGCAUCAUUAGCUGCUGCUGGAAGGCCGAUGUAGAGGAGCGUCUGAGCGCAGCCCAGCUGCUUCCCAGCCUCAGGGCCCUCAAGGGGAGCCUCUAG
This is a messenger RNA of Cariama cristata (Red-legged seriema), 1041 nucleotides long. RefSeq names its product v-mos Moloney murine sarcoma viral oncogene homolog (gene MOS). Lineage: Eukaryota; Metazoa; Chordata; Aves; Cariamiformes; Cariamidae. The record is from RefSeq and is a predicted model, not a curated record. Gene Ontology annotation, molecular function: protein kinase activity; ATP binding. Gene Ontology annotation, biological process: protein phosphorylation.